AUGCCACACUUUGACAUUGUCACUAAUGUGAUGAUCCUAAACAGUGUGAGCAUUUUAUCCGCAGUUUUCCAGGUGGUUGCAGAGUGCCUUGCCAAAGAGAGGAAGCGUCUUAUAAUGCUCCCGGUUUUAUCUAUUAUCUUCAUAGUCCUGGGUUAUGUGUUGUUUUUGGUCAACUAUCUGGUAUUCGAAAGUUCUUUUUGUAUAACAAUUGGACUUGCCAUCUUUGGGACCAUCUGCGUUUCUAUGAACUGGUGGGAAAACUACAGCACACUUUUCAACAGUUUACACCUAAAGGGGAUAUCCAAAGACAUUGGCAAAUCUCGUAAUGCAGUGAACAUCAUCUCCAGCUUGACAAGAAUCCUGAUUACUUCAGCUGUGAUUGGAGCUUAUGUUGCUCUAAUAGGUGAUGGCUGGAAUUCAGUCAAACUUGUCUUUGAAACGGUUGUCAUUGCAUUGGUUGUCAUCCAGACUCUAUCCUCAGCCUUGUGUCGCUGGUUUGUGGUCGUGGCUUGCAAGAUGCACGCUUUGCGACGUAGUUUUUUUAUGCCCAUGUACUUUGCCUCAGUUAUAGUUUUGGCAGUGUUUUUGUCUCCACUUGUAGUCAAGUUCCCUGUGUCUAAUUACACUUCAAUCCCUCUAGACAAAAGUGAAUCCAGUGUAGAGUGGGUGAAGUUGUUGCUGGCCGAUGCCAUAAAAACUUUACUCACCAGAGACAUUGUGGUAAACAUGAAAACAGAAGGACUGGUCUGUUUAGGCUGUUCUGCUCUCUUCUGGUGGCUGGGACUUGUGCUUAGCACAGUUUACAUCUGGUUCCUAAAGAUCCAUCGAAUUGAAAGAACCCAAGAUCUGUUUGUGCAACGCAUGUAUGAAGGAGCGUUUUUGGAGCAGUCCUUGUUGCUGAACACCCGUUUUGAAAUCAGAAAGAAAAUCAAGGACAAACAGUGUGCACAAAUUAUCCGAGUGUUUCUAUGUGCUACAAUGUGGCAUGAAACCUAUGAUGAAAUGAUGAAGAUAAUCAUCUCUAUGUUCAGACUUGAUGCAUAUAGGCCCAAAACUGGAAAACACAGCGAUAUUGAGUUUGAAUUUCAUGUUUAUUUCGACGACGCUUUCAAGGAUGACGGUAAUCAAAGGGAGCGCCUUGCAAAUGAAUACGUUGAAAUUCUUGUGGAAGUUAUUAAAGAAGUUUACAUCAUUUUUAGUGAGGAGGAUCCAUGUGUCUUCAAGAAGAUGCAACCAUUACCAACCCAGAAGAUCAUAAGCACUCCUUAUGGAGGUCGGCUGGAAUACACACUUCCAAAAGGCAAUGUCAUGAUGGUUCACCUCAAAGACAAGCAACUUAUCCGUCACAAAAAAAGAUGGUCUCAGAUAAUGUACUUGUAUUACAUUCUUGGCUGGAGACUUAACAAACAGUACUAUGAGAAAUUUGAGGCAGGUGAAGAACCGGAUUUGCUUAAAGAGAAACUAAAGGUUAGAAGGAUAUCUUUACUGGUAGUAAGUUCUAACAUAUCAACCAGGCUCUGAAUCACUAACUGUGUAUCACAUGCUCCUUAGAGAGAAAGAGAGAACACAUAUAUCCUGGCUCUGGAUGGGGAUACAGAUUUCCAGCCUUCUGCAGUCAUGCUGUUAAUUGACAGACUUAAACUCUACCCAGAGGUCGGAGCCGCCUGCGGCAGGAUUCAUCCAACAGGCACAGGACCAAUGGUGUGGUAUCAGAAGUUUGAAUACGCUGUAGGCCACUGGCUGCAAAAGACUGCGGAGCAUGUAUUCGGUUGUGUGCUCUGCAGUCCUGGAUGUUUUAGUCUUUUCAGAGGAGCUGCACUUGUGGAAGACAACGUCAUGAAGAGAUACACAACCAAAGCCAGUGAAGCCAGCCAUUAUGUCCAAUAUGAUCAAGGUGAGGACCGCUGGUUGUGCACUCUGCUGCUGCAGCAGGGUUGGAGAGUGGAGUACAAUGCAGCAUCUGAUGCCUACACCAAUGCUCCACAGGAUUUUAAAGAGUUCUACAACCAACGCAGGCGCUGGGGACCUUCUACCAUGGCCAACACUAUUGACCUCCUAGGAUCAGGACAACUGACAUCUCAGAGGAACAGCUCUAUUUCAAAACUUUAUAUAUUGUACCAGAUUAUCAGCAUGGCAGCUUCCAUCUUGGGUCCUGCUACUAUCUGCCUCAUGAUAUCAGGAAGCUUUGUGUUCAUAUUCAAUAUGAAUGAAAAUACUGCCCUUGCUUUGGCGAUAGUGCCCCCUACGGUCUACCUUAUCCUGUGCUUCAAACUGAAAUCUGAUACACAGAUUAGAAUUGCAGCAAUCAUGAGCAUUAUCUAUGCAUUUCUCAUGGCUGGAACAAUUCUCUCUAUCAUCGGUGAUUUAGUGAAGCAAAAUACUUUUCUGACCCCUAGUGGUCUGUUUCUUAUUGGCAUGGUCAUGCUGUAUGUCAUCACAGCAGCUUUGCACCCUCAGGAGUUCUCACUGGUUGUCUAUGGUUUGCUAUACUUCAUCUGCAUUCCCAGUGGCUAUCUGCUCUUAGCCAUUUACUCUAUUGUCAACAUGAACAAUGUCUCAUGGGGGACUCGUGAGUCCGGCAGCCAGACGAAGACUUCUGCAGUGAACAGUCUCAAGAAGAAGUUCAUGAAUGCCACAUGCUGCAAAUGCCCAUGCUUGGAAUAUGAAGAUGAAACUAGCAAGGAGAUAUUACCAGCAGAAACCAUAACAAAAACUGAAACGUCACAAAUUACCUUGGAUAUACAAAGUGCAAAUGUCUUCCCAAUCAGUCCUUACAGUAAGUAUGACUUUCACAUGUAAUAUUGUUAAUACUGUGAUAUUCCCACCAACAUACUUGAAUGAAAUCAUCAAUAAUCCUGUUAUAGGUUUAGAUCGAAAACCUUGGAUUCAACGUUUGCAGCCAAAAUUUGGUUUUUGGUUGAAGAGUAAAUCCGAAUGCAAACUUUCUACAGAUGAAGUCAGUUUUUGGAUGGAAAUGCAAAACAAAUAUCUGGAACCUCUUAUGGAAAAUAAAGAACAACAAGAAAAAAUAGCUAAUGAUCUGAGAGAACUUCGAAAUAAGGCUAGCCUGAUAAAUUCACCAGUUGCCAAAAAUGGUUUAGACUACUGUUUGCUCUGAAAUGGUAAAGAUUUGCCCUCAUCAUUUUGUCUUUUUAAAUACAGGUUACAUUUGUCUUUUUCUUCUGCAAUGCACUUUGGCUAGCGGCAACUUUCUUUCUUCAAACAAUUGGUGAUGCGGUCUCUAUAAAGAUCCCAAAAAUCUACCCCAAUGGGACUCAUUCUUCAACAGAAACGUUGUCUCUUGAUCCGAUUGCGCUGAUGUUUCUACUCAGUUUUGCAGUACUGCUGAUAAUGCAGUUUCUUGGAAUGCUUUAUCACAGGUAACUUGCAGACAAUGAUUACAGU
Danio rerio (zebrafish) is the source of this 3405-nucleotide messenger RNA. The record is from RefSeq and is a predicted model, not a curated record. NCBI's taxonomy places the organism in Eukaryota, Metazoa, Chordata, Actinopteri, Cypriniformes, Danionidae.